AUGUUUCAUGGAUCACUAGUUGAACCACUGCACAAAGGUUUAGUUAGGGCUCAUGACGGUCACAUUUUAAGUCUCGAUUCUUCGGGAAUUUUACAAUUCAAAUGGAAUGUCACGAAUGAAAGUUCAAUAUUUGAAAUUUCAAAAGAUGGUGAACUUCUUAAUGAUAAAGGAGAUCGUGUUUAUUGGAUUCAAGAUGAUGAUGAAAAUGAUGAACGAGGGGAGAAAAAGUAUUGGUUUAAAGUAGAAAAAUUCGGACCUAAUGAGUUAUUCUUAAAAGCUUUUGACACUGAAAAUAAUGAAGUCGGGAAAUAUCUUACAAUUAAAUUAGAGGGUUUGACAUUGAAGGACCAAGCUUCAACUUUAUCUGAAUUCAUUAUUACCAAAGAAAUUUAA
This is a messenger RNA of Scutellospora calospora, 393 nucleotides long. Lineage: Eukaryota; Fungi; Glomeromycota; Glomeromycetes; Diversisporales; Gigasporaceae. The record is from the annotation of a GenBank genome assembly.